Canariomyces notabilis is the source of this 2280-nucleotide messenger RNA. Its product is annotated as HET-domain-containing protein. Lineage: Eukaryota; Fungi; Ascomycota; Sordariomycetes; Sordariales; Chaetomiaceae. The coding region runs from base 99 to 1781 and encodes 560 amino acids. The transcript has a single exon. The record is from RefSeq and is a predicted model, not a curated record.
CUUAAUCAAACCCGAAGGAAUUCUCUUUGCAGGCGCUUUCAUGUUGAUACUGACCGUCAAAGAAACACAACCCCCAGCCGUGACAUUUUCCUCCCGCCAUGAGGCUGAUCAAUGUUCACACCGGCCAGCUCGAGGAGCCCAAGGGCCCACCGCCGUAUGCUAUUCUUUCUCAUACAUGGGGGGACAGCGAAGUUUCGUUUCGCGACUUGAAUCACCCAGACGUCGAAAGCCGCCCACAAUACGCCAAGAUUAGACAUUCGAGACGCCUCGCUGCGAGUCGGAACCUCGAUUAUGUCUGGAUCGACACCUGUUGCAUUGACAAGAGCAGCAGCGCCGAACUUUCCGAGGCCAUCAACUCCAUGUUUGAGUGGUACAAGAAUGCCGAGGUGUGCUUUGCUCACAUUGAAGAUCUCCCCUCUGGCGGGGAUACAUGUACCGAAGGCGAGCUGGGGAGAUGCCGCUGGUUCACAAGAGGGUGGACGCUUCAGGAGCUCAUCGCUCCAAAAGAAGUACGCUUCUAUGACCAGAACUGGGAGGACAGGGGCACCAAACAAAGCCUCCGGGACAUGGUGUCCCACGUGACAGGCAUAAGGAAGGAUAUUCUCCUCGGCGCAGCCCGACUCGACGAUAUUUCCGUCUCCGAGAGGAUGUCGUGGGCGGCACAUAGGAACACGACGCGUCGAGAGGAUAUAGCCUACAGCCUCCUUGGGAUCUUCGACGUCAACAUGCCCCUGAUAUACGGCGAGGGUGGCAAAGCCUUCAUACGACUCCAAGAAGAGAUCAUCAAGCGUACCAAUGACCUAAGCCUUUUCGCAUGGGACGCCCGAGAUAUCACGGAGCCCUAUUGUGGCAUCUUGGCCGAUUCCCCUGCUAGAUUCCACGACUCUUCCCGGGAGCUCUCGCGCAUAUCCUGGGCGCAGUCCGUGUCAGACUUCGCCAUGACCAACAACGGCUUGCGCAUGACAGUCCAACUCUGGGUGCCUUACCAACCGCAGCGAUGCCAAACCAGCUUUCCCGGAUAUUUCCUAUGCCUCAAUCAAUGGAGACAAAAUGGUCAUCAAUAUCGCAGAGACCGGGCAGUCGGCUUAUUCCUAGCAAAGGUCGGACGAGGGCGUUUUGUUCGAAUUUCCCACACGUCCUUGACACCUAGGUUGGGCGAACCUCAACUCUCGGACGAGAAAUACAAGCUCCAGACCAUCUACAUUGCUGCUUCAUACUGGCCCAGAACCGCUGCCCUGGGAGUCUGCGAAUCGGCUCGCAUUCAAGUUCAUUUCCGCCUGCCGGAAAUCUUCAACAUAACCUGCGUCGCUCCAAGUGCCAGUUGGGAUGCCUUUAACCGCUUGUUUUUCUUCGAUUCUGGUGUCUCGGGCUGUAGCGGUAUUGCCUGUGUCUCAGGAGUGAUCGAAGAUGAAGGAGGGAAAGGGAAAAUAUUCAUCAGAUUCGGGGUCACUCUUGAGGAAAACUCUACCUUGACGGGUCUGCGCUGGGUCUGUUGGAUGUUCAAGUGGGACAGUGAUGAUCUGGACGCUUUCUUCCAGGAAAACCCCGCUAUACUCACUCGAGAUGUGUGGGCCGCCCGCGCUCCGGUGCUCCCUUUCCGCCGUGGUAGGGUGGAGUGUCUCUUCUAUGACUUGUGGUCAUACAAACUUCGCAUCUCGGUUUCGAUUUCGGAGCACGUCAUGCCAUCGAUAUCUUCAGAGCCAAUUCCAACUAUCAUCAUUGAAGCUUCGACGUGGAAACCAACAUUAUCCGAGACGGAGGAGUGGACACCUAUAUGCUAGCUUUUGGGAUGGGGAGAGGAGGAGGUAUCUUUGUGGAUGUUUUUGAUGUACUGUACUGUACGAAGUAUGGAUAGCAUCAUUAGCAUCCUCAUUGUAUUGUACAAGGGAUGUACAUACAUUUACAGCCGGUCAGAUGGGCAGGCCUAGCCGCCGAAGACACCACAGCCAGGAUGUGGCCCCGACUGGACUCAUCAAUUCGUAGGUAGCGCCACUCUGGAGCUUGCGUUGGCAUUUGGUGCCUGCCGCCUCCAGGCCGAAGCGACUUGCGUGACCAGCAAUGGUCUUAUGCAUAAGAGCUGCCGAUGUCGUUCAAGGCGGUUGUCGAGACUUCAAAGAGCCUUACAUGGUAACUCUCGAUUCCCUCUUUCCUAAAGGCCCGUUUGUUCUUGCCGUGUCGGGUGGCUUCCGGAAGGCGACCCGAGUCCUGGGGCCGCAACUUAGGUACCUAUUGCAUAUCCAACAGACCGUUCUAUGGAUCUUUGGAUUUGACGCGAUUCAC